AUGGCUCAAAUUCAUGAUGCAGAAGCAAUUGAGCCACUUGACCAAUGGCGCACAGUGGAUAUCAUUGACGAUGAAGUUGAACCACCUGCUUCCGAGCCUUCUAACACCACCUCGGACACAGAGGCGCGCCUCGCCUCUACGAUGCCAGGCAAUAUUAUGGUUGAUAGUGGUGUAAGAUCUACAUCAGGAGAUCAAUCCAGCGACUGUGCAAGCUCAGGGGCAAGCACUCAUGAGCGUGGCGUACAGACCACAGAGUCACUUGGAUCCGAAUACGACUUCUGCCGCGUCGAUCGUCCGCAGGAUGUGGGCGCAACGUCCAUUGUAAAUAAUGGUACUCUCAACUUAACUGUUCAAAAGUUCUACCAAGUCAACGCAACACCGGCUUCUGCAGAAGUCGGGCGACCACCCCCUGAGAUUGAAAACGCACCCCAACGAAAUAACGUUUGGUCUUCAACAUUCCUCCCGUUUAUCCGCAACGUCAUAGAUACCGUGUUCAGUUCCCUUAUCGAGAAUUGGGUUGCAGAGGACCGCUGGGGAAGCCUGUGGAAGUGGCUCAUUCUUGUGUUGCGUUUGUUUUUAGGUCAAUGA
Psilocybe cubensis is the source of this 588-nucleotide messenger RNA. RefSeq lists its product as uncharacterized. Lineage: Eukaryota; Fungi; Basidiomycota; Agaricomycetes; Agaricales; Agrocybaceae. The record is from RefSeq and is a predicted model, not a curated record. Bases 1 to 588 code for a protein of 195 amino acids. The transcript is spliced from 2 exons.